This is a messenger RNA of Lobosporangium transversale, 1097 nucleotides long. Its product is annotated as t-SNARE. Lineage: Eukaryota; Fungi; Mortierellomycota; Mortierellomycetes; Mortierellales; Mortierellaceae. Gene Ontology annotation, biological process: Golgi to vacuole transport; vesicle fusion; intracellular protein transport. The transcript has 6 exons. Gene Ontology annotation, cellular component: membrane; endomembrane system; SNARE complex. Gene Ontology annotation, molecular function: SNARE binding; SNAP receptor activity. Bases 122 to 1027 code for a protein of 301 amino acids. The record is from RefSeq and is a predicted model, not a curated record.
CCCAUGUUCUUGCAUUUGAUCUUUUUCCCAUUACUCUUCUACUUUUCUCGUUUAUAUAGCUUCUUAUCCAAUUUCUCAGGAAUAUAUUUAAUACCAACAGCAUCACCACAACUGUUCACUAAUGUCUUUUGCUGAUCUGGAACGAGGUGAUGGUGGUUCCCGACGAGGAGGCGCGUCUGGCUUUAGCCCUCUUAUCCGUAAUAGUCCCCAUAACAUCAGUAGCAACACUGCUAGCUUUAAUAAGUUUGGCCGUGGCGAUAUCGUAGGAGAUGUGAAUCAACAUACGCACGAAGCCAAAGUGAAACACAUUUCUCAACAAGUCUUUCGUAUCUCUUCAAAUGUGUCUUCAAUACAGCGUCUAGUUGGUUUUCUUGGUACUGCUAAAGAUUCUCAGGAUGUUAGGGCAAAGCUUCAAGAUAUAACCGAACAAACUCGAAACCUGGUCCGUGAAACUAGCCAGAAUAUCAAAGAGCUUGGCAAAGUAGAUGUUCCUGGGAAAAAACUGGAGCACCAGAAGGUUUCUAAAGAUUUUCAAAAGGUGCUAGUUGAAUUCCAAAAAGUUCAGCGCGUGUCCGCCGAAAAACAACGCGAUUUCGUACUCAAAGCCCGUCAAGUUGUGACGACACGACAUAAUUACUCCAAUAUUAGCGAAGAUGAGGGUGGUGAUACAGGUGAACAGCCAUUAAUUAAUGAUGAUCAACGGCGCUUGCAGCUACUCGUUGUCGAUAACGAGCUCGAGUACAAUGAAUCUAUGAUCACGCAACGUGAGGAAGAGAUUAGGGAAAUUGAACAGGGUAUCACAGAAUUGAACGAGAUUUUUCGUGACCUUGGUAGCAUGGUCCAUGAACAAGGCAACAUGUUGGAUUCGAUUGAAUCAAAUGUCACGUCAGUCAGUAUGGUCACGCAUGCUGCAACAGAGGAAUUGGCAACAGCAGCCGUCCACCAAAAGAAAGCACAAAACAAAUCAUGCUAUAUUUUGUUGAUUGUCGCCGUUGUCACUGGUAUUGUUAUCCUUGCGGUACUCUAGAUAUCAACCUUCCUAUUAUAUAAAAAUACAUUUAUAUAAAUAUUUUUGUUUCAUUUUGUUUAGCCUCUCG